AUGGAGCAUAUAUAUGCGGCUCCCGCGCUUUCUGCCGCAAGGGGACCAUGGAACUUCUUCUCGAGCUUGUGGAUGGUUGUCUGCGCUGCUGAAUCUGAGUCAUGCAUUUGCGGCAACUUGAAGUCAGCAACACCAGCCCCACAUGCGCUGUACGGUGCCAUUUCCGCCCGUAUUCUUUGGGGCGCACGCCCUUCCUUUCAUUUCAAGUUUCUCUCCAUCCAACUCUUCGACACAUAUGGAAUCAUCUCUUUCGCGGGUCACGUGAUGACCAUGAUACUCGAGCAUGGCUGCGUCCCAGCAUUGCGGCCUGCUGCUCAAGGGACAUCUGGGUGUAUCUACGUCACCCUAUGCAGCUGCAAGUUUGGUCUUGGGGUCACCUGUGGGCAUUUGGAGGUGCUGCGGGACAGCCUAGUCACCCAUCUUGAGGUAUCCAACUCCCUGGCAGAUGUUGACUCGGAGCUGGACGGGAGAGCGAUUCCGACUCGGAGCCCGGUCGCUUUCCCAUUGCAGGUGUUGCAGAUUGGUCAGCCUACAGAGCGCCUCUCAACAUGUCUCAUUAACCAGCCACUGCUCUUCGCCCAUCUUUGCCGCCUGGAAAUAUCCUUUGACGACACCUCGCAGUUAUACUCAGCGUAUUCUAUCCUAAGGGCGCUCAAAUCACUGGAUCACCUCCAAUUGCAGUGUACCGCCGUCGACCGGAUAUACCUCCCGAUGCACUGGCCACUUAGAAAUCUGCGGACAGUAGAACUGACGCUCGCCCUCCCCCCUGCCAGUAUCUUGCUGCGGUUAGGGGCCGCUCGAGCGUGCGCAUUGAAUACCAAACCUGGGUUAUCCUUCUCUUCCGCUCUUUGA
Messenger RNA from Mycena indigotica, 852 nucleotides. RefSeq lists its product as uncharacterized. The coding region runs from base 1 to 852 and encodes 283 amino acids. NCBI's taxonomy places the organism in Eukaryota, Fungi, Basidiomycota, Agaricomycetes, Agaricales, Mycenaceae. The record is from RefSeq and is a predicted model, not a curated record. The transcript has 2 exons.